Messenger RNA from Puntigrus tetrazona (Sumatra barb), 4112 nucleotides. It is a transcript of the gene khdrbs2, whose product is annotated as KH domain containing, RNA binding, signal transduction associated 2. Gene Ontology annotation, biological process: regulation of alternative mRNA splicing, via spliceosome. The record is from RefSeq and is a predicted model, not a curated record. Gene Ontology annotation, cellular component: nucleus. Gene Ontology annotation, molecular function: mRNA binding; poly(A) binding. The transcript has 13 exons. Lineage: Eukaryota; Metazoa; Chordata; Actinopteri; Cypriniformes; Cyprinidae. Bases 44 to 1093 code for a protein of 349 amino acids.
UCGUCUCACCUGCACUCGCGGUGUUCAGGAGAGGAAUCCAGUGAUGGAUCAGGACAAGUACCUGCCAGAGCUCAUUGCCGAGAAGGAGAGCUUGGACCCGUCGUUCGUCCACGCGAUGCGCCUUCUCGCUGAAGAGAUCGAAAAGUUCGAAGGAGACGAGUUGAGAAAAGAUGGCGAGGUGAAGAAAUACUUGGAUAUCAUCAGCAACAAAAACAUCAAACUGUCUGAGCGCGUGCUGAUCCCGGUGCAGCAGUAUCCUAAGUUUAAUUUUGUUGGGAAACUGCUGGGGCCCAGGGGCAAUUCCAUGAAAAGAUUACAAGAGGAAACGGGAGCAAAGAUGUCCAUCCUCGGCAAGGGUUCAAUGAGGGAUAAAGGCAAGGAGGAAGAGCUGAGGAAAAGUGGAGAGGCGAAAUACGCCCAUUUGAGCAACGAUCUUCAUGUUUUAAUUGAAGUUUUCGCACCACCUGGAGAAGCCUAUUCCCGCAUGAGCCAUGCCCUGGAGGAGAUUAAGAAAUUCCUUGUUCCAGAUUACAAUGAUGAGAUCAGGCAAGAGCAACUUCGUGAGCUCUCCUACUUAAAUGGCUCAGAUGACCCGAGUCGAGGAAGAACCGCACGAGGACGAGGCUUACGUCUGACCUCCACAGCCUCCACCCGAGGUCGAGGGGGAGCAGCUCCACCCCCUCCACCAGGACGAGGAGCAGCAGCACCCAGAGGAAGUGUGGGAACACGCACCUCCGUCCCAACACCCACACUAGCCAGGGGGGUGUCUGCAGCCCGGGCCAGAGGAACUACAGGAACCCCUGGAUACAGAGCCCCGCUACUGCAGGCCACGCACAAAUCCUAUGAUGACUACGGAUAUGAUGAUGGUUAUGACGGGGAAUAUGAUGACCAGAGUUAUGAGGGCUAUGAUGACAACUACAGCAACCAGUCGAAAAGUGUCUCAGAAUAUUAUGAAUAUGGACACGGUAACAAUGACGAGGCCUACAACAAUUAUGCAGAAGAGGACUGGAUAUCAUCACGACCCAACCUCAAAGCUCCAGCAUCAAGACUUACUCGAGGGGGCUACAGAGAUCACCCCUAUGGUAGAUAUUAAAGGUGCUCCGGAUCAUGUGACCUCCAUACAACGCCAACCUUACUUUCCUAAAUAAUCUAAAAUGGGAUUUUUAAGUGAUAGGUCAAUCAUGUUUUUAAACUCACACUAACCUUGUGGGGGCUACAUGGUCCCUUUUCUUAUCUGAAACUGCUGACGUCUUUGUAUGAUACCUUACGAAGGUUAAUUCUGGCCAGGAUUUGGCAGUGUACUUUUGUCAUUGAAUGAUCCUUCCUUUAGUUUUCCAUUGUUUGUCCCCCAAAUGUAAAGCAUGGAAUUAGCCACACAUUACAGGAACCUUUGCGUUAAGACAAAAAAUGUAUGAGAAGAGACUCAUUUUGUACAUAACAUCUUUCGUAAUACUUCUUGAUUUGAUGAUGGUAAAUACUGAGUUUGUACAUUUAAUUUUGAUAUCAGUAUUGGGUUUGAAAGCAAUUGGCUAUGUAUGUAGCCACAUCCAAGUGCUUUGCUUUGUGUGUAGCUUGUAUUUGUACAUAAAAAAAUGUAAUAAAAAGGAUGUAAAGCGCCUUGUGCCAGCUUCUCUAAAUAGGUGAUCAUAAUUGUUAAACUUGUGUUGCUAUAAUUUGUUAAUAAAGAUGAGAUCAUUUUUGUAAAAUUAGAUUAGGUACGUACUUGUCUCUAGUACUAAAUGCCUGUAUGACCUGAGGAAAUGGAUAAUAUGUUUUUUUUAUAGAUAUCUAUUUAACAAAGAAAAGCCACAAAAAGGAACCGUAGAGACGUUGUCAAGUCAUUUUGUGUAAUAAUAGAUAAGCUUCAUUAAUAGAAUUAAACUUUGUUAAAUAAUUUUUAACAUUAGCUCUAAAUUGUUCAUUGACUCUUGAUUAGUCAUUUAAAUGUUUAACAUGUUAAUGGAAAUCCACUGUUUAGACCAAUAAAUUGAAUCUUUUUUAACACACUCUUUAAGCUUCAGCUUAUUAAACAAUAAGUCGGACUGACUUGUCUGCGCUAACGUGACUCUGAGAAUGAUAUGGAGAUUCAGGAGGUAAGAACGUCCCCAUAUUCCAGUAAGAUGUUCUUAAGUGCCUUCAGCCUUUGGUGUUAACCACUGUAGCCAAUGUGAAUAUGGCAGAUUUCAUCACUCGCAGGAGUGAAUGGGAUCCAGUUAAAAUGCUUUAUCUCUGCUACCUACAGUACAUUUUCCUCGUUUGCUAUUUAUGUUAAUGAACAUCAGAAGGCUGCAUCUGUGUUGUACAGUAAUACCAAUGCUUUUAAAUAUUGAAGGCCCCAUAGAGACCUCAACUCUUUUUUGUGACUAUUAGAACUGAAUGCUGACGCGUUUUAAGACUUCGAAAGGAUGACUAAACAUUAAGCAGGUACCAGUCUCUCUGUGAGCUGAGAUGCAGUGGCUUGAGUCAGACUGGGCGCUCUGCAGUCGAUAUGUGGAGCAUACUGAUAAAAACCAAUCAGUGAGAAGUGAGGGGGCUCCGUCUCAUUUGGCUGAGGAAGUGCUUAUAAACAGUCUGUGCACAGAUGCUGUAUGCCAGUGUUGAACUUCUCAUUUCCAUGGACCUCAAUAGAGUUGAUCUUGACAGAACAUCACUGCAGGGCACAGAUGACCACAGCGUAUCAAUCUUGUCGUCUUAUGAGAUGGACGUCACCCUGGAUUGGCUCAUUCAGCCCAAGUAGAGGGUCCAAGCAAAUACCUUCAAGUUCUAGCACAUUCUUCAAAGAACGAUAAAUUCAAUAUGGCAUUAUGGUGUUAAGAUCAAUGUAGCAACAUAAGGCAUGCCACAUAUUGCGGUAUAAUAUGAGGCUAUGCUGAUCCUGACAUUGUUUUCAGGUUUAAAUCCUUUCUCAUGCAUAAUGCUAUGCUGUAAGGUCUUGCAUUUUUUGGUCAUAUAUCCUCUUUUCGCUUAAUCUUUUUUAUCCCACAGGACAAAAAAAGGACAUAAUUGGAUUAAAUGGCUGUUGAAGAUGGAGUAUAUUUUGUCUAAGUACGUCAUCUACGCUGUGUCACCUCAAUGACAGCUAAAUGAGAAGGUUUAACAUGGUGCAUUAAAUCUUGAUAGAUAUACAACUACUUGCAACUAAAUACUUAUAAAUAUCUUCACAAACAGUUUCUUGUAUUUUGGGGUUACAGAAGCAGCUUGUUUCUGUGCUUUCUUUCACAGUGACAUCUGUGAGCAUGACUCAGUUUGCUCUUCGUAUGUCAUUACUAGCAGUGUCGAAAUGCAGCACAUAUUGCUCACCAGAACCUGUGCUUUCAAAGCCUGAGGCUUCAAAAAUUAUUUAGCAGUUAGACAGUACAGUAAGUCAAUAUCACACAAAGGCUCGUCUUCAUGGAAAUGUGUCAAAUGUUAUCGAAAUCCAGUGCAUAAAUCUACAAAUAUUCUCAUUAAUGCUUUGAGCUCCUCAGAUGAACUUGUUUGGAGCUUUUUCUCCUUGCAGUGUAAAUUUCAAAACAUCCAAUCAUGUUUUUUUUAAGUGGCAUUUUAGCACCGCCUAAGUGCCCUUGAGGUUAUCAACACAGCUCAGGCCGAAUUUUAAAAUUCAAUUGCCUUAUGACGGUACAAAUAAAACAGCAUCUUUCUAGAGAAUGUGAAAAGAUUGUAGGAUUCAACGCAUAUACCUCAAAGCAAUCAGAACUUUCUACAGAACUGUUCUUAGGUUUGCCAAAUAACAGCUUGCACACAUCUGCACUAAAACAGUAAAGAUAACAUAUAAACACAUUUUUUCUAGCCAUAAAUCAAUAUUUUAUAACCAGUUUACUGCGAGUUUCACUCAGCAAUUGUCAGCAAAUCUAACAGUUCUAUCUGUUAUUAUCUAUCUUUUAUUUAGGAAUGGGAAUGUUUUUAUUUAUACUGCUAUUCUGAGACUUAAUAUUGGGACAUGUGAACCCUCAAUCAAAUUAAAAUACUUUGUUCAAUGCUCCAAUAAGAGUAGGCUUUCUAUAAAAAUUGAAUUCUCAUGUAUUGUGAUGCAUAGAAGUACCACUGAUAAAAUCAUGAGCAGCAACAUGGUUGUAUACUUCACAGUAUACAUAAUAAAGCUUUGAAACAUA